AUGGCUGCGAUCGCGAGCUCCCUGAUCCGCCAGAAACGGCAAGCGCGCGAGUCCAACAGCGACCGGGUUUCUGCGUCCAAGCGGCGUGCGAGCCCCAGCAAAGACCCGCGCUCCCUGUGCGAGCGCCAUUUCCUCGGCGUGUUCGGUAAAGUGCGCUGCUGCAGCGGCAAGAAAAGACCCGUGCGCCGGCGACCAGAUGCGCCCUCGAAACCUCCACAGGUGUCCCGUAAGGGCAUCAGGCUAGAGCCGCAGCUGAAAGGGAUUGUGACCCGACUGUUCAGCCAGCAGGGCUACUACCUGCAGAUGCAGCCAGAUGGAACCAUUAACGGUAGCAAGGACGAGAACAGCGACUACACCCUUUUUAACCUCAUCCCGGUCGGACUACGGGUGGUGGCCAUCCAGGGUGUGAAGGCUGGCUUCUACAUUGGCAUGAAUGGAGAAGGUUCGCUCUACAGCUCGGAGAUGUUCACUCCCGAGUGUAAAUUCAAGGAGUCUGUCUUUGAGAACUACUAUGUCAUCUACGCUUCCAUCAUAUACCGGCAGCAGGAGUCGGGCCGAGCCUGGUUUAUGGGCCUUACAAAAGACGGCCAAGUCAUGAAGGGCAAUCGCGUGAAGAAAACCAAGCCCUCCUCACACUUCCUCCCCAGGCCUGUUGAAGUCUGCAUGUACCGGGAGCCUUCGCUGCACGAGCUCGAAGACAAGCAUCGCUCCAGGAAAAGCUCAGGAACUCCGGCCAUGAACGGAGGCAAAGCGGUGAACCAGAACGCAACAUAG
This is a messenger RNA of Neoarius graeffei (lesser salmon catfish), 774 nucleotides long. RefSeq names its product fibroblast growth factor 12a (gene fgf12a). Gene Ontology annotation, biological process: fibroblast growth factor receptor signaling pathway; positive regulation of protein phosphorylation; cell differentiation. The transcript is spliced from 6 exons. Gene Ontology annotation, molecular function: fibroblast growth factor receptor binding; growth factor activity. The coding region runs from base 1 to 774 and encodes 257 amino acids. The record is from RefSeq and is a predicted model, not a curated record. Lineage: Eukaryota; Metazoa; Chordata; Actinopteri; Siluriformes; Ariidae. Gene Ontology annotation, cellular component: cytoplasm.